CAAUUUUCCACUAAAUGAGUAUUCCGGUUUAAACUUCGCGUUGAAACUUCGUCUCAAGAACCAUAACCUCUAAAAGCAGUUUCUUACGGUCCAAUUAUUCAGAUUGGUUUUCCUAUCCCCCAAUUUUCUCCCUUCUCUUAUAUUCAGAAAAUUGAUUCCAUCGUUUUUCUCGUAGUUCAUCGAAAAGUCGUUUCUACUGAAUUGUAGAAAGGCUUUUUGUUUGUAUUUUAUCGUUACUUGUUCACAGUUUAUAUUCUUCAAGUUUUAUGCAGUCGGUGUUUUUCUAGGUUUUUUUUCUUCGUGCAUAUGCUGAAAAGGGCUCGUUAUGUAGCUCUCCAUACUCCCUUUCCAUUUCAUGGAUUUCCAUGCCAAGUCUUCAGAAAGUGUACCGUGUCUCAGAGUCAUCAAAGGUGGUUGACGAGCUCUCACGGUGAAGUUUCAUAUCCCCACUCUCCUUUAGAGCUAAAAAUUUCACCGUCAGCCAUCAAGCUGGAGACCACUCGAAAUGUGGGUUCUCAGCCCCUUGGACUCCCUUUACGCACUUUAACGGAUGACUUAAACAAACGGAUGCAAGAGUUAUAUGACAAUGGAGACUACAAAGCUUGUGUCUCUGACUUUCGUAAAGCUCUCCCAAAGUUCAGAAAUGACUGGCUUAAAAAUGAAAGAUUUAUUCAUUGUUGUAUCCUGGCAUGUUCUUGUUAUGAUAAGCUAUCUCAACCUUUGAAAAUCAAAAGGGUGUAUGGAAUCUUAACGAGUAAGAAAUCAACCCUCACUCCUCAGUUAAACCGAAUGUUUCUAUCAUAUGCUACCGGGUGUAUUAAUUAUGGUCACAAAUCUGCCCUAGAAUGCUUUGAUAAUUCCCCAAAAGAACUUAUUGAUUAUAAUCUUUGGUUGGCCUGGCUUUGCUUCUCAAGAGCCCCUGCAAUUGUCGUCUGGAUGACUUUUACUCGCCUUUGCUCUGCCGGUCAUACACCUAGCGUUGAAACAUACGAGCAUUUGUUUUUAUCUUUUUCCUCUCAAAAACACGACUUUCUUUUUGAUAAAUCCUACGACUUAUUUCACAAGGACAGCUGUCCUUGGCGACCGCUUACUUUUAGAAUUUUAGCAGAAUCAUUCGUUCGCUUACAGCGCUUGUCUGACGCUGAAAGUAUAAUUCGCAGUUUCAUUCAGAAAAAUCCCAAUAAACCCCCUAAUGAGGCGCUAUUCAUUCCCCUGCUUCGGCAUUAUGCAGCUACUUUCGACCUUUCUAGCAUGGAAAAGAUUCUCUCAUUAAUGAACGACUGUAAUACCGAUAUAUCUACCAUGACUCUUAAUGUUUUCUUACGUAUGGCAUUUCAAAGGCCAGAUCACAAAAGCUCUUUUCAAUUUUGUUUAACUAAAAUUUCUCAGCUUGUCAAAAAUAAUGUCCAGCUUGACUUCGAUUCGAUUCUGUUAAUUUCGCAGUUUAUGAAUCAGGUUCGUGUACCUGAAAAUAUGAAACCGUGGAUUGAUUCCCUAAUCUCUCGUUUUUGUUUACCCGAUCACUGCUCACUCCCAGUUCUUCGUAAAAUCCAAGAGCAUGCUUUUUGUUAUCCAUUAUUGCAGUCCAAGCUACCGCUUGCUAUUGAAACUCUGAGAUUAACAGGAUUUGACUGGAAUGUAGCCACUUUGUACAUCAAUUGGUUAUUUUCGUGUAAACGAGUCACUGAUGCUAUAAACUUUUUUUACUCAGUUACAAUUGAUAUUGGUAAUCGCCCGUCACCAGAAUUAUUUCAUACGUUUAUGUCUGGCUUAUUAGCUGCUGCACCUUCUGAGAAGGUGUUAAAGACAGUACACGAAAUUCAGUCUAAAUACCCAUUGAUUUGUGAUUCGUCUAGCACAAAUCAUAUCAUCUUGUUUCUGAAAUCUAUUUCAUUUAGCUCAACUCCAUCAACAGUAAGACGUUUGAUGCAAAUCUUUGAAGCCGAUACUUCUGUCUCUUCAAAUUCGUUGAUGUUAGCUGUUGCGGAAUGGUUAUUUACAAGAGAUUUAUUUCAGAGCUCACUUUUGUAUGCAACAAAGGUUAUUGAAAUGGGCACCUCCUAUAAUUUUUUCCGUCCCCAAGUUUUAAUUUGCUGGUGUUAUUAUCGACUGAGAGAUUUUCGGUCUUUAUCCCACCACGUUACUUACCUCUUGCAAACAGAUAAUGCGGCUUUAUUAAGAGCGCUGGCUACAAGUUUGAAGCGCAUGUCUCAAAAUGAAUGUAAUUUAAUUAACAAGCAGCUAUUGAUGAAUUUGAAGUACAGGGUAUCCCUUGGAGCGCAACCAUCUCGGAGCCACAGCCCUGAUGCAAGAAGAAGGGCUCUUCAUAGAGGAAGGAAGUUAAAGAAGAUUUUAGUAUCGGCUUUGCGAAAUCAAGCUUCUCUCGGUAAUUUAUUAAAUUAAUGAUUCUUACAACAGGUACAAGACUCUUCUUAACAGAAAAAUAAAGAGGGGAUUUUUAUUGUUGCAUGAAUGCUAUAAAAAGCAAUUUUCUGUACAUGAAAAGAAAUUGACGUUUCUUAGUUUUGGAAUGAAAAGUCAUAAAGUUAAAAGUAUUAUCUAAAUGAAAACAUUUGCAUGCGUUAAAAACUAAUGUAAGUGACGUUUCCGUUCAGACAUCUUUCAGAUACCUUUUGCUAGUCGUGCUGUAAUCCAAGCGUACUCGUAUUGUCUU
Molecule: messenger RNA, 2674 nt
Organism: Schizosaccharomyces cryophilus OY26
Lineage: Eukaryota; Fungi; Ascomycota; Schizosaccharomycetes; Schizosaccharomycetales; Schizosaccharomycetaceae
Exons: 1
Coding region: 307-2403 (698 amino acids)
Molecular function (GO): protein binding
Source: RefSeq, a predicted model, not a curated record